AUGUCUUUGUAUAUUCCACUUGGCGCCAGACACCGCAAUCACCUCCAAUUUGUGCUCCCCAACGGGAUCAAUGUCCUGUUGAUCUCGGACCCAACUCAGGAAGCCGCGGCGUGCGGUCUUUCCGUGGCCGUUGGCCAUCAUUCGAAUCGGGACGACACUAUCGGAUUGGCCCAUUUUUGCGAACACAUGGUUUGCGUGAGCUCUAAAGAAUAUCCUGAGACGGACUUGUGCAAGAAGCUUGUGUACUGCAGUGGUGGCAGAUGGAACGCUGCGACGGUGGGAGAGAGAACGUCCUUUUACUUUGAGGUGCCAGCGUUCAACAGCAACGGGACGCCAGAUCUUUGUGUGUAUGAGGAAGUGAUCAGUGUGUUUUCCUCCUGCUUUAGAAAUCCGACAUUCAACAAAGGCUACGCAAGACGAGAGAUUAUGGCCAUCGACAGUGAGCACACAAAAAAUUGUUCUGUGGUUGGGAAGAUGGCCCAUCAUGCUCUGCGGCUGCUGGCCAGCCCGGGACAUCCGUUCCAUCGUUUUAGCACAGGCAACUUCGACACCCUUUUCAGGGGCCGGAAGACCAAUUUGCACGAUGAGCUUGCCCGCUUUUACGAGCAGAAUUACCAGGCCUGGAAGGCUGGCCUCGUUCUCAUGGGCCCCCAAUCACUCAAUGCUCUCAAGAAGUUGGCGAUUGCAAACUUUUCGCAGUGCAUGAUAUCCCAGAGGACAGAAACGAGCAAUGUGCUCAAAACCUGCUGGGCUCCUGUCUACCGGUCGCCAGUUUUUACAGAUUUGGGGAGAAUGGUUUUGAUCGAAAGCGCAAACACCACACCUACUCUGAGGAUAUGCUUCCCAUUUACAGCAGACGGCAAGGACCAGCUUAUCUUCGCACAUGCGUGGAGCUACGUGAUGGGCAGCGAAAACGAGGUCUCAUUCAAUUCAGAGCUGUUCAAAGCAGGUCUGAUUAAAAGCUCAUAUUCCGCAUGUCCGCUAAUCACAUUCAAGGACCGCCUAUUACAGCUCGAAUUGAAUCUGACCAUGGCCGGCACAAGAGGCUACGAGAGAAUAUUUGAGUAUCUCAUCCGGUACACCCAGGAGGUUUUCUCACCCGAUCCAAAGCGCGUUAAGAGGAUAGCCAAGCUGCUGUCGCAGUUCAACUCCAUUGAGCUAUAUAAUUUUCUGCACCACGACACAGAAGUGUCUGCUUCCUCGCAAUGCCGGAGCCUCAGCCAGAUGCUACUUGACGACCAGCGUGCCUACUCCGAGUGGCUACUGAAAAAUGCUCCUUGUUGGGGUUUUAGCGACUCUGGUUAUGACGGGUCGUAUGAGGAGUCUUUGGAAGCACAGACGUGGUGGAAGGCAAAAUCAGAACAGUUCUGUGCCCAAGUUCGCUCGACAGUGUGCAAGGAAAAUAUUUUGGCUACCCUGGUAGCCCCGGGAAAUGUUCUUGCACAAUUUGGAAAGCAAGAGUACGGGGUUGAUCCAUACUAUGGCUUCCAUUACAGAAUCUUGCCGAUAACAUACUGUGAAUCGGACUUUCAGGUGCGACUGCCGCGGCCAAAUCAGUUCGUAGUUGGCCAGAUUGACAACCAGACCGGUCUGUAUGAGCUCUUGCAAUCUACUCUGGAAUCAAGCCGCAACUUCAUCUAUGCAAGCAAGGAGGAAACGACGCCACCGGAGCUAGUCCUUUCAUCCAAACAAACCCAGCUCUGGUUGAAACAAGACCGUGACAAGUACCGUGGAAAAGCCUAUCUUAGUUGCGAAAUUACCAGUGCCACUAUUGAACCGAGCGUGCGGUCGACUUUGUCGCUGGAGAUCUUUUGUGACGUAGUCAAGGAACUGCUCCGUGAAACGCUUUAUCCUGCUCUGGAGCUGUGGUACGCCUACGAUCUUCUUCAUUCCAUGAAGGGGACCUGCGGUUUGGUGAUUCAUGUCUCGGGUUCCACAGUGGGGAUCUACAAUAUCCUGGAGAUACUCACUAACAAGCUGCGAGAGUUGAACGACAACUUCCUGUCGCUAGUGACGCCUUCCAUAUUCCGCCAGUCCCGCAUCAGGAUCAAAAUGAAGUAUGAGAACCUGCGCACGCUGCGGUCUCACGAGCUGGCGUCUCUAGGUCUUCUUUCCGUUCUUGAGCCGGGAACGUGGCCACUGGAAGAUCGGCUUAAAACCCUUGAGGAGCUGGACAUUGAGACAGUAGCCGCAACAGUCAAAGCCACCUUUGAAAGCUGCCAGUUGACAGCACUACUGCACGGCGACGUUUCAAGGUCGGAUUACCAGUGCACGGUAGACACUCUGAGGAUGCUUGUGGCGGAGUUCGCCUCACCUCGGUACAAGCAGCUACAGACGCUGUCUCUGCCACCAGGUUGCAAUUUCCGGAUCCAUGGCUUUUCACCGGACGAAACUAACGCUUUGGUGUAUUACAUUCAGCUUGGAGCACGCAAAAAUAUAAGGGACAGAUCGCUAGCGAGGUUCGUGGCGUACAUCUACUCGACGUUCCUCACAGCAAAAAUCAGAACUCAAUACCAGCUGGGGUACGUUGCUUUUGCUGGGCUUCGGACACUCAAGGACACCGUCGGAGUUCAUGUGACAAUCAUGAGCGGUGAUCACGAGCCGUUGGACUUGGACGCAAAGAUAGACGACAUUGUGGCCGAAUGGAUACGGGAAUUUGAAAAAAAUAGCAGCAAAUAUCCAGAGAUAGUGAAACAGUUCAUAAAGUCUUUGAACCAACCAGCGAGCGAGAAUUCUUGUUUGACCUUUGGAGUCGUGGGCAGAAGUCUAGGCGACGGGAAAUUGAUUAAGGAACACCAGGGUUUCUGGAACCAGAUACUUAACCAGUCGCUGAAUUUUUCAGCCUCUGGCGAAGACAAGAUCGACGUUGCAGUGAUUGAGAGUCUACAGUUUUCCACUCUCAUCAAGUACCUGAGAACGAAGCUGGUUUCUGAGGAACGCUCAAAGCUCUCUGUUAUGCUCUCUACCAAGCUGUCGCAUGAGGAAGCAGCAACAAAACUUCGGCCCAUACGGUUGCAGACUUUUCUCACUGCGGCAGGCUUGCCCAUCAAGCGCGAAAAGCUCGAAAAGCUUCUGGACCAAGCAGGAGAGUCGCAAGCACAGCUUGCAAGACUUUUAUUCAAGCACUACCAAGAGGAAGGAGGCUCGCUACGGCUUAUCUCCAGUACGGUGAUGAAGCUCACCAAAGACGUGUUUGCGAGAUCUAAAAAGGCGGACAUUCCAAGGCCGUCCUCGACAGAGAUUAUCAACUUGGUCUCGUGGAAAAGCCACAUGCAGAAAGGAAUUGCACAGAACUAG
Messenger RNA from Ogataea haglerorum, 3297 nucleotides. RefSeq lists its product as uncharacterized. Gene Ontology annotation, cellular component: cytosol; mitochondrion. The record is from RefSeq and is a predicted model, not a curated record. NCBI's taxonomy places the organism in Eukaryota, Fungi, Ascomycota, Pichiomycetes, Pichiales, Pichiaceae. Gene Ontology annotation, biological process: peptide catabolic process. Bases 1 to 3297 code for a protein of 1098 amino acids. Gene Ontology annotation, molecular function: metalloendopeptidase activity; metal ion binding. The transcript has a single exon.